Messenger RNA from Arctia plantaginis, 2151 nucleotides. The record is from the annotation of a GenBank genome assembly. NCBI's taxonomy places the organism in Eukaryota, Metazoa, Arthropoda, Insecta, Lepidoptera, Erebidae.
AUGUCUUUCUUUAAAAACGUAACAUCAGGCUUUACGAUUCGUAGUCGCGAUUCAAUACUUAAAGAAACACUCAUAAAUAACCUCUCGGAAAGUGUAAAGGAGAUACAAUUUGGCAACCAGUUUGAAGAAAACUUCCACAGUGUACUGGGUUCAAAUGAUUCUACAAACACAUUAUGUAUGGCACUCGAGGCUGUUUUUCUUCAUGGUUUGAAAGAUACUUUUUUGAAAAAGGCUAAAAAUGCAUUCACUGGUGAUUCCGAUCAGCAACCGCAGCCCAAUUUUUGGCCUUUGGUACUUGUAUUAUCACACAGACAAAAUAUUGACCAAAUAUCCUCAUUGCCCCAGAUCAACACUGAAAUAGGUCAGUGUCGCGCGUGGCUCCGAAUAGCCUUGAAUGAAUGUUUGUUAUCUUCAUAUAUGUCAACUCUUCUAAAGAAUAUAUCAGCAAUAAAACCUUUUUAUACUAGAACAGCUUUUGUUUGUGAUGCAGAUAUAUUGGAGAUGGCACAAAAACUUAUUGAAGGGCUAGAGACAUGCACACAAUUUAAUUUACCCACAAAUUCAAGUUUGUUAAACUAUUGGCCUGAACAGGUACUGAUGCUUGCUGGAAUAUGGGUUCCUAAGAUUAGACAAGCUCCGAUUAGUGCAGCUUUGGAUGUUGCAAGUACUAUAAUUGAUGAGGAAAAUAAACCUAGACUGGCUUCAACUCCCACAAACACUUCCAGUUUUACAGGUUUGGAACACUUUUCUCAACUAGCUUUAAACGAAGAUGAAGCAUUGGAUUUUAUUCUAUCAAAAGGUUCAAGAGAUGUCCCCAAUACUGAUUACCAGCAUAAAAGUGAAGCAGAAAGUAAUCCAAGUAAUCCUUCAAUAGAACAAAAAAAUGAAGUAACAGAUUUAGGAAAGGAGGAUAAUAAAUUAGAGGUGGAUCAGCCAUCAUCUAGUCAAGAGCCACGAGACUUGAGAUCACUGUCAGCUUGUUCAGCCGACUCUGAGGACUUUGUUACUCCCACAGAUGUGGUUGUAACUGGUAAUUCAUUGUGUGGCAAAGGAUGGUCUGCAGAAAGCAAUGAUGAGAUGAAUACCUCUAUAAACUCUAAUUCAUCUCACGGUAGCAGUAUGAUAAAAACUCCAGAACUUAAAAGUUUGUCAUCUCUUGUAGAUAACACAAAUAACUAUGGUGAAACAUAUUCUAACACCCCAAACUUAAGAGAUAUUAUGAAAGAUAUUCAUAAGGAACUAAAACUAAAUUCAGAUGAAGCUGAAAUAACUAGUAACUUAAAUGUGGAAAGUGUAACUCCAGAAGAUCCCAUGUUACAGUGUCUAGACUUCGAAGUGGUUCCCAACUGUAUGACAACAUCAUUUACAGUGCCAGAAUUGCAAAAAAUGAUAUCACAACUCGGUACCCUAUCAAGAGAACAGGGUCUUGACCACCAAAACUAUCAAUGCAAGGGAUGUCGAGAGCUGUUAGGCAGCACUAUCUCUAAGGCAAGAGUUUGUGCAUACACAGGAGAAUACUACUGUUCCAACUGCAUGGACCCUAAUGUGUUUAUAAUUCCAGCCAGGGUUAUACACAACUGGGAUUUUAAAAGAUAUCCUGUCUCGAAGAAGUCUGCUCUUUUCUUGUUAGAAUUUCAACAUCAUCCUUGGAUAGACAUGAAAAAGCUUAACCCAAAGAUUUACAAUGGAGUUUCUGAUAUGGCACAGUUACAGGAACUAAGGAUACAGCUAAACUUUUUAAGAGCUUAUAUUUUCACAUGUAGGGAACAUGUUAUUGAGGAAUUGCAAAAGCGUGUUUGGCCACGAGAGUAUCUCUAUGAACAUUUGCAUUUGUACACAAUAUCGGAUUUGGCCCAAAUACCUAAUGGCUCUCUAGCAUUGCAACUGGAAAAAGUUGUUACAUUUGCUAAGACUCAUGUCUUAGAAUGUUGGCUUUGUAGUCAAAAGGGUUUUAUAUGUGAGGUUUGUCGAGAUCCAAAGAUAUUGUAUCCAUUUGAUACGAGUACAACCUAUCGCUGUAAUGAAUGUUCUAGUGUGUUUCACUCCAAAUGUCUGAAUGCUAACAUACCUUGUCCAAAAUGUAAAAGGAAGCAAAAUCGUUCUAAUGAGGUUUCUUUGAUAACAGCUGUCAAUUCUCAUUUUGUCAAAUAG